AUGGCCAAAACACCUAAACUCGAGGACUACACCAUUAUAAUUUUCUCUCCACUGGUAAUUGAGCAGAAGGCGGCAUGUCUUAUGCUAGAUGAGGUUCACGAUGGAAUCCCAGAACGUUCCGCCGGUCAGACGGUGCUCUACACCCUUGGUAAAAUCGCCUCACACAAUGUGGCUAUCGCUGGAUAUCCUGCUGGCGAAGUUGGGAUAGGGGUUUCGGGAAGCAUGGUCUCAGAAGCCUUGAGGGAUUUUCCCAAUCUCGAAGCAGGGAUCCUGGUCGGCAUCGCAGCAGGCAUCCCGUCCCCAAACCGAGACAUUCGUCUCGGAGAUGUUGCAGUUGCCGUUCCCAAUAGGGACAACCCAGGGGUUAUUGGCUAUGACCUUGUCAAGGUUGAAGAAGACGGGAUUCGACUCAAACAGUGGCAAAACUCGACGCAUCCCAUUUUGCGGUCUGCCAUCGCCAGUAUCCAAGUCCAUGAAAGUCGUCCUGAGUUCAGCUUCACACGCCACUUGGAUGUCUUGUGGAGAGCAGCAGAUUUCAAGAGACCGGGUCCUGCUCUACCUAGCAGCGAGUCCUUGACUUCAAAUGCGCGCGAUGGGCCAAUUGCACACUACGGCACCAUCCUCUCUGGGAAUGGGGUGAUUAAAUCCAAGAAAAAGAGAGACGAGUUAAGGGAUAAAUAUGCCGGAAUUGCUAUUGAGAUGGAGGCGGCUGGAAUGACAACGAGGCUGCCAGUGGCUGUGGUUCGAGGCAUCAGUGAUUUCGCCGACUCCGAUAAGGACGAUGACUGGCACCUUUACGCUGCUGUAACUGCGGCAGCAUACGCAAAAGAAAUGUUGAUCAGGCUUGGCCCAAGGAAGGGGACUGGAUCCGUGUCGCAGUCUCUCAUCUCUUCAGACAUCGAUACCGGCUUGAGGCUCUCCCUACCCGAGAAAUGCUCAUUCGUGGGCCGAGAGGCUGAGCUCUCAAAGUUGGAAGAAUGGGUCGGUUUCUGCCCGAAGAAGACGCCACAAAGGUCCAUAGUUACGCUCUGGGGCUUUGCUGGCGUUGGAAAGUCACAGCUGGUGUCCGAAUUUGUGAAACGGCAGCGGGAGAAGUAUCCGGACUAUGACAUUUUCUGGAUCGCGGGGGCGACUAAAGAGGCCUUUGAACAGAGUAUCCUCAGUGUUCUGAAGCUGGCCAACAACCCGGAGGCCACAAUUUCGGAGGGCGGUGAGAGCUAUGACGAACGCCGUUCCAUGCUCAUAAACUCGUUCUUCACAGAGCUGAAAAACACGAUCCGUGCUCGGUGGCUCCUUGUCAUCGACGGGAUACCCGAUGUACUUGAGAUCGCAAGGAUGUUGAACUACCAUCCUCUCUCGCUGCGGCUUGCAACGUCUGUUAUAUCUUCCUAUCAUCUCAGCGUGAGACAAUACGUCGAGAAGUGGAGAACACGGCAACUUUAUGAUGAGUAUCCUGCCAACAUGGCACUUUUACGGUCCUUUGAACUUAGCUUUGAGGAGCUUGAGAAGACCAACCCGGUGGCAGCAAAACUCCUCAUGUUGUUUGGAUAUCUCGAUCACAGGGACUUGUGGGCCGAUCUCUGCUUUAACGCCACUGAUGACGACCUUCCAGCGUGGCUCCGUGAAAUAGGAUCCUCUAAGUGCUUUCAUGGUUGUUACGCUAGCAUGCGUAACUUGUCCUUUGUUGAAGCUAAGCUACAUGGGAGGAAGCAAGACCAAGCUUACGAAAUCCAUCCUGCAAUCCACGAAUUUGCGAGGGGGAAGGCAAAAGAGAACGGGGAGGAAUAUGUGAAAACUGCCAUAUCCUUGGUCGCUGCCAAAGUUCCACGAUCUACGGACAAGGACUUUCUAGAGAUCGUGCAACGAUUGGAGCCUCACGCCGACCAAUGCAAGAUCCACAUGGAGCAAGGCAGGGCCGGAUCCAGCUUGGACUUAAUGGAACUUGAUCGAUUUGGGAACCUCUUUCGCCAUCUCGGACGCUACGAUGAAGCGUCUCGGCUCUAUUGGAGUAUUCUGAAUGUUCUCAACAGGGAGGGUGAGCCUGAUGAAUUCACCCUUGAAAUGAUGGCCGGGAUCGAAAACAAUCUUGGCUUGAUCCAUCAUGCUCGGCGACAGUACGACCUCGCCCUUCGAGCUUAUGAACAGUCGUAUCUAAGGCGCCUGCAAAUUGUGCCCAACGAUGAUGAUUCCCUCAUGACGACCCGGUACAACAAAGGGCGAGCUUUUCUGAUGCUCGGGAGGUUGAAUGAGGCACUACAGACCCUGCUCAAGGCCGCCGCACACUUUUCUCAACUAAUCCCCCCAGAUGCUUUGCACGACCAUGGCCUUGGGAGCGGCAAUGGAGCAAUGGCACAAAUAUACUUUCGAAUCUUGAAUGAUGUCGGCGAGAUAUACCUUCGGAAAAACGAUGUGGAGCAGGCAGAGCAAAACUUCAGAAUGGCAUUCGACGGGCACAAGAAGUAUUUGCACGAGAUGCAUCCUACAACUUUUGCAGUCCGGUUGAACAUUGGAAGAGUUUAUGUCGAGUGGUCCCGAUUUGCAACCGCAAACAAGAUAUUCGAGUACAUCAUCGCGACAUAUACAGAGUGGUGGGGAAGGCGGCAUUCAGAGACGAUGCGAGCACUUACUGAGCUAGCUGAGUCGCAUAUGCGGCACGCUGAGCAGAAGCGUCUGAUGGGCGACGGGGGAGACUGGGAGUUGACCAUAGCAGCAGACCUUUGGGCCGAAAUACUGAGCUUUCAUCACGAGGUUUCUGAGCUAAAUUCGGAUGCUGCAAGUUUUGCGAGGUCGAAGUUGCAGCAGGUGCAGUUGCUCCGCUCUGUCACCCCUGAGGAUCCAUAUAGCAUGUAUUGUGAUGGAGUUUAG
Messenger RNA from Fusarium keratoplasticum, 2865 nucleotides. Its product is annotated as PNP-UDP-1 domain-containing protein. Bases 1 to 2865 code for a protein of 954 amino acids. The transcript is spliced from 4 exons. Gene Ontology annotation, molecular function: catalytic activity; protein binding. NCBI's taxonomy places the organism in Eukaryota, Fungi, Ascomycota, Sordariomycetes, Hypocreales, Nectriaceae. Gene Ontology annotation, biological process: nucleoside metabolic process. The record is from RefSeq and is a predicted model, not a curated record.